Molecule: messenger RNA, 822 nt
Organism: Gaeumannomyces tritici R3-111a-1
Lineage: Eukaryota; Fungi; Ascomycota; Sordariomycetes; Magnaporthales; Magnaporthaceae
Exons: 3
Coding region: 1-822 (273 amino acids)
Molecular function (GO): oxidoreductase activity
Source: RefSeq, a predicted model, not a curated record
AUGUCUGCCAACACCGUCUACGUGAUCACUGGCGCCAACAAAGGCAUCGGCCGCGGCAUCAUCGCCAUCCUCCUCCAGCGGCCCGCCACCACGGUGCUGGCCCUCGUCCGCGACCCCGCCGCCGAGACCUCGGCGACGCUCGCCUCGCUCCCCGCCGCCCCCGGGAGCGCCCUGCACGUCCUACCCCUCGACGCCGCCAUCGGCAGCGACGGCGGCGGCUCCUCCUCUGCCACUGCCUACACGCCCCAGCUAGCCACCCUGGCCGCGGCCGCCGGCGUUUCCCGCGUCGACGUGGUGGUCGCCAACGCCGGCGGCAGCUCCGGGUACAAGACCGUGCUAGACACGGAGCCCGCCGACGCCGCGCACGACUUUGCCGUCAACGCCGUCGGGCCGCUGCGCCUGUUCCGUGCCGCCUGGCCGCUGCUGAUGCUCUCGGCGGCCGGGGGUGGUGGUGGUGGUGGCGAUGCUACUGCUGCCGCGGGGGCAAAGUUUGUGUACAUGACGAGCUCGGUCGGCAGCAUCGCGGGCCAGCGGGAGGAGUCGUUUCCCAGCACCGCCUACGGCAUGAGCAAGGCCGCCGCCAACUGGCUGCUCGUCAAGAUUGGCGUCGAGCUCGGCCCGAGUGGGUUGAGCGUCAUGGCGCUGCAUCCUGGCUGGGUCAAGACCUCGAUGGGCCAGGGCAUCGCCGACGCCAUCGGAUUCCCGGAGCCGCCCAUGACCGUUGAGGACAGCGCCCGCGCGUGCGUCGAGCAGAUCGACAGGCUCGGCCCCGAGACCUCGGGCCGGUUCGUCUCGCACGACGGCAAGAUUCUUCCGUGGUGA